ACCGCUUCUGCUGCCCCCUGGACGUAGGCCUACCAACUGCUGCUUUUUGAAGUAGCCCACUGCGUUCUAGAGACUACUCACAUCUCACGCGGCUUUUGAAUGGAAUCAGGAACCAGUAGGCCUAGAUCUACAAAGGAAAAGGGAAAAUAUAAAAGGUUUUUAGACCCUGAUGUCCUUGAUGAGGUGCCCAGGACAUCAAAAUGGAGAACUAGCCAGGAUGAGCAAAGACAGUUCCACAGUUCUGCUGAGGCCAGUGAGGACGAUGACAUGGUGGAGGAGGACAAUGACAUACUUUCUGACAUUCCUUUUGAAUGUCGCACACAAAAUGCCCAAUUGCCCAAUGCCCAGUUGCCCCAAUGCCCAAAUGAUAGGCCUAGGUCUAUGCCUUUACAUCCUGGGUCAGAUGUGACAUUGGCCCAAUUCAUUGUCCUUGUCCUAGCCUUUUCCCUAAGGCAUAGUUUAUCUAGCACAGCGAUUGAAGAUCUACUGAAAUUAUUAAGCAUCAUUUUACCAGCAAAUAGCAUGCUACCACACUCUCUACACAUAUUCAAAAAACUCCUGAAACAUUCCUCAGACACAAUCAAAUUGUAUUUUUUUUGCCAAGGCUGUGGAGCACAUUUACCUAAAGAGCACAAUAACUGCACUAGCUGUGGUGAGGAAUCAAAUACUGACAACAUCAAAGACGGUAAUUUCUUUAUUAGCCUUUCAUUAGCCAAUCAAAUUCGUGACAUCAUACAAAAAGAGGGAAUCAGUGACAAUACAAAUAAGCACCCUUUACUUCAAAAAACUGAUUACAAACCAGGAGAUGUGUCCUUACUGUGGAACUGUGAUGGUGUUCCACUUUUUAAUUCUUCAGCUAAUUCUCUCUGGCCCAUUCAGUGUGUUAUCAAUGAACUGCCUGAUGAGGUACGCUUCAAAAAUGUGAUGCUGGCUGGGGUCUGGUUUGGACAGGGCAAACCUGAUAUGGCCACAUUUUUACACCAAUUUGUUAGAGACAUUAAAGACAUAAAUACACAGGGUAUUGAGUGGGUCCAUCCAAACUCUGGCAUUUCUCACAUUUCCAGGGUUUUCCCUAUUACUUGCACAUGUGAUGCAGUAGCAAAAUGCGUACUUCAGGGUGUUCAUCAGUUCAAUGGGUCAUAUGGAUGUGGGUACUGUUUAAAUGAAGGGAUGGUUGUGGCCAAAGGGAGGGGUUAUACCAGGGUUUAUCCUGAUGUUGAGGCAGAAAACAGAAGCCAUAAGCAUAUCAUUGAAUGUGGGGCAAAGGCGGUCAAUGAAGGUGUGAACCAUGUUCUUGGGUGA
Molecule: messenger RNA, 1302 nt
Organism: Engraulis encrasicolus (European anchovy)
Lineage: Eukaryota; Metazoa; Chordata; Actinopteri; Clupeiformes; Engraulidae
Exons: 3
Coding region: 100-1302 (400 amino acids)
Source: RefSeq, a predicted model, not a curated record